Molecule: messenger RNA, 7217 nt
Organism: Orcinus orca (killer whale)
Lineage: Eukaryota; Metazoa; Chordata; Mammalia; Artiodactyla; Delphinidae
Gene: TRPM7
Product: transient receptor potential cation channel subfamily M member 7
Exons: 39
Coding region: 260-5860 (1866 amino acids)
Biological process (GO): protein tetramerization; monoatomic cation transmembrane transport; protein phosphorylation
Cellular component (GO): membrane
Molecular function (GO): calcium channel activity; protein serine/threonine kinase activity; ATP binding
Source: RefSeq, a predicted model, not a curated record
CAGCCCCGUCGCCGGCGGAGGCGGGCGCGGGCGCGUCCCUGUGGCCAGUCACCCGGCGGAGUUGGUCGCACAAUUAUGAAAGACUCAGUUUCUGCUGCUAGUGCCGGAGCUGAGUUAGUUCUGAGAAGGUUUCCCUGGGCUGUCCUUGUCCGGCGGCCUCUGCUGCCGCCUCCGGAGACGCUUCCCGAUAGAUGGCUACAGGCCGCGGAGGAGGAGGAGGUGGAGUUGCUGCCCUUCCGGAGUCCGCCCCGUGAGGAGAAUGUCCCAGAAAUCCUGGAUAGAAAGCACUUUGACCAAGAGGGAAUGUGUAUACAUUAUACCAAGUUCAAAAGACCCUCACAGGUGCCUUCCAGGAUGUCAAAUUUGUCAACAACUCGUCAGGUGUUUUUGUGGUCGCUUGGUCAAGCAACAUGCUUGUUUUACUGCAAGUCUUGCCAUGAAAUACUCAGAUGUGAAAUUGGGUGACCAUUUUAAUCAGACAUUAGAAGAGUGGUCUGUGGAAAAACAUACAGAACAGAGCCCAACGGAUGCUUAUGGAGUCAUAAAUUUUCAAGGGGGUUCUCAUUCCUACAGAGCUAAGUAUGUGAGGCUAUCAUAUGACACCAAACCUGAAGUCAUUCUACAACUUCUGCUUAAAGAAUGGCAAAUGGAAUUACCCAAACUUGUUAUCUCUGUACACGGUGGCAUGCAGAAAUUUGAGCUUCACCCACGAAUCAAGCAGUUGCUUGGAAAGGGUCUUAUUAAAGCUGCAGUUACAACUGGAGCCUGGAUUUUAACAGGAGGAGUAAACACAGGUGUGGCAAAACAUGUUGGUGAUGCCCUUAAAGAACAUACUUCCAGAUCAUCUCGAAAGAUUUGCACUAUCGGAAUAGCUCCGUGGGGAGUGAUUGAAAACAGAAAUGAUCUUGUUGGGAGAGAUGUGGUUGCUCCUUACCAAACGUUAUUGAACCCUCUGAGCAAAUUGAAUGUUCUGAAUAAUCUACAUUCCCAUUUCAUAUUGGUGGAUGAUGGCACUGUUGGAAAGUAUGGGGCAGAAGUCAGACUGAGAAGAGAACUUGAAAAAACUAUUAAUCAGCAAAGAAUUCAUGCUAGAAUUGGUCAAGGUGUUCCUGUGGUGGCACUUAUAUUUGAGGGUGGGCCAAACGUUAUCCUCACAGUUUUAGAAUACCUUCAGGAAAGUCCUCCUGUUCCAGUCGUCGUAUGUGAAGGAACAGGCAGGGCUGCAGAUCUACUAGCAUAUAUUCAUAAACAGACAGAAGAAGGAGGGAAUCUUCAUGAUGCAGCAGAGCCUGAUAUUAUUUCAACCAUCAAAAAAACAUUUAACUUUGGCCAGAGUGAAGCAGUUCAUUUAUUUCAAACACUGAUGGAAUGUAUGAAAAGGAAGGAGCUCAUUACUGUUUUCCACAUUGGAUCAGAGGAACAUCAAGAUAUAGAUGUAGCAAUACUUACUGCACUGCUUAAAGGCACUAAUGCAUCUGCAUUUGACCAGCUCAUCCUUACAUUGGCAUGGGAUAGAGUUGACAUUGCCAAAAAUCAUGUAUUUGUUUAUGGACAGCAGUGGCUGGUUGGAUCCUUGGAACAAGCUAUGCUUGAUGCUCUUGUAAUGGAUAGAGUUGCAUUUGUAAAACUUCUUAUUGAAAAUGGAGUAAGCAUGCAUAAAUUCCUUACCAUUCCUAGACUGGAAGAACUUUACAACACUAAACAAGGCCCAACUAAUCCAAUGCUAUUUCAUCUUGUUCGAGAUGUCAAACAGGGGAAUCUUCCUCCAGGAUAUAAGAUCACUCUAAUUGAUAUAGGACUUGUUAUUGAAUAUCUUAUGGGAGGAACCUAUAGAUGCACCUACACUCGGAAACGUUUUCGAUUAAUAUAUAAUAGUCUUGGUGGAAAUAAUCGGAGGUCUGGCAGAAAUACCUCCAGCAGCACUCCUCAAUUGCGAAAGAGUCAGGAAUCUUUUGGCAAUAGAGCAGAUAAAAAGGAAAAAAUGAGGCAUAAUCAUUUCAUUAAAACAGCACAGCCCUACCGACCAAAGAUUGAUACAGCUGUGGAAGAAGGAAAGAAGAAAAGAACCAAAGAUGAAAUUGUAGAUAUUGAUGAUCCAGAAACCAAGCGCUUUCCUUAUCCACUUAAUGAACUGCUAAUUUGGGCUUGCCUUAUGAAGAGGCAGGUCAUGGCCCGUUUUUUGUGGCAGCAUGGUGAAGAAUCAAUGGCUAAAGCAUUAGUUGCCUGUAAGAUCUAUCGUUCAAUGGCAUAUGAAGCAAAGCAGAGUGACCUCGUAGAUGAUACUUCAGAGGAAUUGAAACAAUAUUCCAAUGAUUUUGGUCAACUGGCAGUUGAAUUAUUAGAACAAUCCUUCAGACAAGAUGAAACCAUGGCUAUGAAAUUGCUCACUUACGAACUGAAAAAUUGGAGUAAUUCCACGUGUCUUAAGUUAGCAGUUUCUUCAAGACUUAGACCUUUUGUAGCCCACACCUGUACACAAAUGUUGUUAUCUGAUAUGUGGAUGGGAAGGCUGAAUAUGAGGAAAAAUUCCUGGUACAAGGUCAUACUAAGCAUUUUAGUUCCACCUGCCAUAUUAAUGUUAGAAUAUAAAACUAAGGCUGAAAUGUCUCAUAUUCCACAAUCUCAAGAUGCUCAUCAAAUGACAAUGGAAGACAGUGAGAACAACUUUCAAAACAUAACAGAAGAGAUUCCCAUGGAAGUAUUUAAAGAAGUAAGAAUAUUGGACAGGAAUGAAGGGAAGAAUGAAUUGGAGAUACAAAUAAAAUCAAAAAAGCUUCCAAUCACACGGAAGUUUUAUGCCUUUUAUCAUGCACCAAUUGUAAAAUUCUGGUUUAACACGUUGGCAUACUUAGGAUUUCUGAUGCUUUAUACAUUUGUCGUUCUUGUACAAAUGGAACAAUUACCUUCAGUUCAAGAAUGGAUUGUUAUUGCUUAUAUUUUUACCUAUGCUAUUGAGAAAGUCCGUGAGAUCUUUAUGUCUGAAGCUGGAAAAAUAAGCCAGAAGAUUAAAGUGUGGUUUAGUGAUUACUUCAAUAUCAGUGAUACAAUUGCCAUAAUUUCUUUCUUCAUUGGAUUUGGACUAAGAUUUGGAGCAAAAUGGAACUUUGAGAAUGCAUAUGAUAAUCAUGUUUUUGUGGCUGGAAGAUUAAUUUACUGUCUUAACAUAAUAUUUUGGUAUGUGCGUUUGCUAGAUUUUCUAGCUGUAAAUCAACAGGCAGGACCUUAUGUAAUGAUGAUUGGAAAAAUGGUGGCCAAUAUGUUCUACAUUGUAGUGAUUAUGGCUCUUGUAUUACUUAGUUUUGGUGUUCCCAGAAAGGCAAUACUUUAUCCUCGCGAAGCACCAUCUUGGACUCUUGCUAAAGACAUAGUUUUUCAUCCAUACUGGAUGAUUUUUGGUGAAGUUUAUGCAUAUGAAAUUGAUGUUUGUGCAAAGGAUUCCACUAUCACUGAAAUCUGUGGUCCUGGGACAUGGUUGACUCCAUUUCUUCAAGCAGUCUACCUCUUUGUACAGUAUAUCAUUAUGGUCAAUCUUCUUAUUGCAUUUUUCAACAAUGUGUAUUUACAAGUGAAGGCAAUUUCCAAUAUUGUAUGGAAGUACCAACGUUAUCAUUUUAUUAUGGCUUAUCACGAGAAACCAGUUCUGCCUCCACCACUUAUCAUUCUCAGCCAUAUAGUUUCUCUGUUUUGCUGCAUAUGUAAAAGAAGAAAAAAAGACAAGACUUCGGAUGGACCAAAACUUUUUUUAACAGAAGAAGAUCAAAAGAAACUUCAUGAUUUUGAAGAGCAGUGUGUUGAGAUGUAUUUUAAUGAAAAAGAUGACAAAUUCCAUUCUGGAAGUGAAGAGAGAAUUCGUGUCACUUUUGAAAGAGUGGAGCAGAUGUCCAUUCAGAUUAAAGAAGUUGGAGAUCGCGUCAACUAUAUCAAAAGAUCAUUACAAUCAUUAGAUUCUCAAAUUGGCCAUUUGCAAGAUCUUUCGGCCCUGACUGUAGAUACAUUAAAAACACUCACUGCCCAGAAAGCUUCAGAAGCUAGCAAAGUUCACAAUGAAAUCACACGAGAAUUGAGCAUUUCCAAACAUUUGGCUCAAAACCUUAUUGAUGAUGGUCCUGUAAGACCUUCUGUAUGGAAAAAGCACAGUGUUGUAAAUACACUUAGCUCCUCUCUUCCUCAAGGUGGUCUUGAAAGUAAUAAUCCUUUUCUUUGUAAUAUUUUUAUGAAAGAUGAAAAAGAUUCCCAAUUUAACAUAUCAGGUCAGGAUUUACCUGUAAUACCCCAGAGAAAAGAAUUCAAUUUUCCAGAGGCUGGUUCCUCUUGUGGUGCCUUAUUCCCAAGUGCUGUCUCUCCUCCAGAACUGCGACAGAGACAACAUGGAGUAGAAACCUUAAAAAUGUUUAGUAAAAAUCAAAAAUCAGGCAGUUCGUCUAAUAGCAUACCACAUCUAUCAUCCCCACCAACCAAAUUUUUUGUUAGUACACCAUCCCAGCCAAGUUGCAAAAGCCACUUGGAAACUAUAACCAAAGAUCAAGAAACUGUUUGUUCUAAAGCUGCAGAAGGAGAUAAUGUAGAAUUUGGAGCAUUCGUAGGACACAGAGAUAGCAUGGAUUUACAGAGGUUUAAAGAAACGUCAAACAAGAUAAAAGAAAUAUUAUCCAAUGAUAUUCCUUCUGAAAACACUCUGAAACAUGUGAGUUCUCAUGCUGGAUUUACUGAGUGUCACAAAACUUCUGUUCCUCUUCAUUCAGAGCAAGUGGAAAGUAACAGUAGAAGGCCAUCUAUAGAAGACAGUCAUGAAGUAGAUUCCAAAGCAGCUUUACUACCGGAUUGGCUACAAGAUAGACCAUCAAAUAGAGAAAUGCCAUCUGAAGAAGGAACGUUGAAUGGUCUUGCUUCUCCAUUUAAACCAGUUAUGGAUACAAAUUACUAUUACUCAGCUGUGGAAAGAAAUAACUUGAUGAGAUUAUCCCAGAGCAUUCCAUUUACACCUGUGCCUCCAAGAGGUGAGCCUGUCACAGUGUAUCGCUUGGAAGAGAGUUCUCCCAACAUACUGAAUAACAGCAUGUCUUCGUGGUCACAGCUAGGCCUCUGUGCCAAAAUAGAGUUUUUAAGUAAAGAGGAGAUGGGAGGAGGUUUACGAAGAGCUGUCAAAGUACAGUGUACUUGGUCAGAACAUGAUAUCCUCAAAUCAGGACAUCUUUAUAUUAUCAAAUCUUUUCUUCCUGAGGUGGUUAAUACAUGGUCAAGUAUUUAUAAAGAAGAUACAGUUCUGCAUCUUUGUCUUAGAGAAAUUCAACAACAGAGAGCAGCACAAAAGCUCACAUUUGCCUUCAACCAAAUGAAACCCAAAUCCAUACCAUAUUCUCCAAGGUUCCUUGAAGUUUUCCUGCUGUAUUGCCAUUCAGCAGGACAGUGGUUCGCUGUGGAAGAAUGUAUGACUGGAGAAUUUAGAAAAUACAACAACAAUAAUGGUGAUGAGAUUAUUCCAACAAAUACACUGGAAGAGAUCAUGCUAGCCUUUAGCCAUUGGACUUAUGAAUAUACAAGAGGGGAGUUACUGGUACUUGAUUUACAAGGUGUGGGUGAAAAUUUGACUGACCCAUCUGUGAUAAAGGCAGAAGAAAAGAGAUCCUGUGAUAUGGUUUUUGGCCCAGCAAACCUAGGAGAAGAUGCAAUAAAAAACUUCAGAGCAAAACAUCACUGUAAUUCUUGCUGUAGAAAGCUUAAACUUCCAGAUCUGAAGAGGAAUGACUAUACACCUGACAAAAUUAUAUUUCCUCAGGAUGAGCCUUCUGAUUUGACUCUUCAGCCUGGAAAUUCCACCAAAGAAUCAGAAUCAACUAAUUCUAUUCGUCUGAUGUUAUAAUAUUACUGAAUCAUUGGUUUUGCCUACAUCUCACAAAAAUGUUACUGUCACUUUUCAUUUAGGAGGGAACUGUUUGGUAAUAAAGAAAAGCGUGUGCUAAUUGAAUAUGCUGAACUGGCACAUUUAAAAGGUCAAUAUUCUUUUGACCUGAUUAAAUUAGUCGGGAACUCCCUAUACAAUACAGCUGGCAGCUGUUAAAUUUUAAAGGUAAAGAAAAAUUAGUAUUUAUAACUUUUUAAAGGGCUCUUUUUAACAGAGGAUUUCAUUUGACUUUGUUCUGAUGAGGGUAAUACCCUCUCUUCAUGUGGUGCAAUACCAUUAACCAAAGUUAGGUGUCCGUGCAGAUUUAUUGGCAGCUGGUUUACUGCCAUUCAGCUAGCAAAAUGAAGAAAUCACCCAGUCUUUUGGUUAAAUGGCAGUCAGGUGUCUUCCUCAGUGUGUUUCAGUGUGUUCAGUGAUGAUGUCACUAGUGCCCAGCUAGAUGCUUGUUUCCCAUCUCAUGGGAAAGGAGAUGGCUUGUUACAAUUCUAGAUCUACAGGGAUAUAGAAAGCCCAAGCAGAAAACCAUUUUCUAAGAGGGACCUUAUGAAUCAGGGUUAGGCUCCUAUUUAAAAGGUAGAGCCAGUUUUUUCGUUAAAUAGAGCCCAAAUUGUGCAAAGUAUUAGUGUGUUUUUUUUUUUUUAAAACAUUGUUAAGUAGAAGAAAGCCAUGGUAGACUGGUAUAACCUAAAUAUAUCAAAGGAGAAACUUAACUCACUGUCCAAGAGAAGUUACCCUGUGAGAAAAGUUAAAGUGCUUUUUUCUUAUCUAUAUCUACUAUAGUUACAACUUGGAAGUUACAUACUUCUCAAAAGAUUUUAUUGACCAGUAUAUCAAAUCAGAAUGUAAACAUGAAUUCUUGCAUAUAUUUAAAAUUGUGUAGGAACAUCUGAACAUGAAUAUUGUUUGUGGUACUUAAGAAAUUGAAUUGGAUUAUCAUUUUGUGAUGUUGGGAGAUUGCAAUGCAACUUUAUGCCAAUAAAAUGUAAUUUAACUGCCCCAGAUAUUGUUGAAUAUUCAACAACAAGAAAAGCUUUCAAUCCGUCUGAAGUACUGUGCUUUGACUAUUUUUCUUUCUUUUUUUUUCCCCUAGGUACUAAUUUUAAUUUUUAUUUGGGAGGGAGCAGUGUAAAUCUUAUUUGUAUUCAGUAGUGUAUCUCAUAGAUACAGACAAGGGAAAAAGAGAUAAGCUGUUCAAAUAGUGUUUAAUAUUGAUGGGGGGGGAGAAAGAAAAAAUGUAUUAAAGAUAUUAUACUAUAUACAUUUUGUAUGUCAUUAAAUCUUUAAAAGAAAUUAAAUAAAUUUAUUCUUGUUUAAA